Helobdella robusta is the source of this 480-nucleotide messenger RNA. RefSeq lists its product as hypothetical. The transcript is spliced from 3 exons. The annotation marks the transcript as partial. The record is from RefSeq and is a predicted model, not a curated record. NCBI's taxonomy places the organism in Eukaryota, Metazoa, Annelida, Clitellata, Rhynchobdellida, Glossiphoniidae.
UGGAUUGUCAUUCAGCAGAGGAUUGAUGGCUUGCAGAGUUUCAACCUGAGUUGGAGUGCGUACAAGUCAGGUUUUGGAAGUUACUUCAAAAGUUUCUGGAUGGGCUUGGAGAAGAUGCACCAAUUAACGACAUCGGCUGAUUACAGGUUGAGAUUCGAAGUUCUUCUCAAUGGUUCUUGGUACUCCGAUGAAUAUGAUCAUUUCAAGAUCAGUUCUGAGCUUGAAAAGUAUUCCCUAAAUGUUUCUGGAUACAGUGGGGAUAAGUCCGAUGUUUUAGACAACCACAACGGAAUGAAGUUCUCAACUCCGGAUCAGGAUAACGAUGUAUACGGCAGCGGUAAUUGUGCUCUAAUGUUUUUAUCUGGAAAUUGGUAUAAGGAGUGUUACACCCAAAACAUAAAUGGGCCGUAUGGUAAAGCUGAAUUCUAUUAUGUAAGGCCUCUCACUUACUGUAGGAUGAUGAUCAAGCGAAACGUGUAA